AUGGCAGAAUCGAACGAAUGCCACUCCGAAGCCCUCGACGCCGUCUCCGUCGUGAAGCUUCCCGGGUUUUGGAAGCAGUCGCCUCAAUACUGGUUCACACACGCGGAGUCGGUGUUCGCGAACCAUCGCAUCGGUUCUCGAAUUCAACGCGUUAACCACGUUGUCGGCGCCCUCGACGAGGAAGGCGUACGCACCAUCGGCGACCUUCUUGACAACGACGUCACGUAUGAGGGCAUCAAGAACCGACUCAUCGAAGCAUACGACCUGCCGCGGUCAACUCGAUUUCGAGACAUCAUUCGGCCCGGUUGUAUCGGCGACCGACGACCAUCGCAACUCCUGCGAGACAUGCGUAUCGCCCUACCUGCCGAGAUCGGCGAAGAGGCCCUUAGGCAAUUCUGGCUUCAAAAACUGCCGGCGAGUGUCCUCCCAGUGGUCGCCGGCCUCGACGGCCCUCUCGACAUGUUGGCAACACGUGCCGACCGCGUGUUAGAGGCCAUCCCCCAGGAUAUGGAGGCGCUUGAAAUCACGCAUGGGCGUAUCAACGAGUUGGCCAACUCGGUUGCGCAACUAUCCGUACAAAUGGCCACAUUAACACGAAUGUUGCAAGCCAACAACGCACGUCGGCGUUCGCCGGAGAAACAUACCUCGUCGCCACCACCUCCGAUAUCAACCGACACGGGCGUCUGCUAUUACCAUAAAACCUACGGCAAGUCCGCCCGUAACUGCCGCUCCCCGUGCAGCAGUCGAGUAGCCUCAAGCCGAGGAAGAUCGCAGGGGCAUCCGCAACCGCUGCCCGAUCCGCGUUCCUCUGCGGAAAACUAA
Molecule: messenger RNA, 822 nt
Organism: Sipha flava (yellow sugarcane aphid)
Lineage: Eukaryota; Metazoa; Arthropoda; Insecta; Hemiptera; Aphididae
Exons: 1
Coding region: 1-822 (273 amino acids)
Source: RefSeq, a predicted model, not a curated record